AUGCUGCCACAGUUCCCCAAUAUUAAGGAUGUUGUCCUACAAAAUUCAGUGGACAGGGAUAAGCGCAUUCUGGACACAAUAAUCAGGGCCAAUUUCGAUGAGGUGCAGACAUUUCUGUUACACUUCUGGCAGGGCGUGCCGACACACCUCUCCUCUAUACUUGAGUGCAAUUCUGUGGUCAAUCUGAUCGGCGUUUGCGAUACAAUACUCUACAAAACCAUUGCUAAUGUAUUGCUUCCCUCUGUAUUGCAAACACUGCCCGAAAGUUUGACAAAAAUGAUGCGACAGUUCGCCUCGGAAUUGGACAGUUGGCUGCGGAUGUCUUUAUAUAAUUUGCCCGAAACCUUGCGAUCCGUAAAGUUAGAGUUGGCCCGACGUUUUGGUCAGGUACUCAAACGCCAGACAUCGCUCAACCACUUGUCUCAGGCCUCGCGAAUGGUUGUCAAUAAUAAUGAGAUCACUAUUCAAAUGCUUAGAGAUUGGCGUCUAAUAGACGUGCAAAACAUUUGUCGCGAAAUAUUAUGCGAUUAUUUUAAUGCCGAUAAUAACUAUACGGCCGGUACUACCAGUGGUCACAGUAGCACUUCCAGCACCAGUAGUAGUAAUGGAAGCAAUGGCAGUGCAGUUAUGGAUAACGGGGCCGACCCCUGUUGCUCAACAAUAAACUUAAUUACAAAAUUUUGUGAACAAUUUGAGCAUUUGCUGGAAGAGGAGGCGCAGAUCGAGAACUACUUGGAGUGGUUGGAGUCACUCCCGAGUGUGAACAGCACCCACUCGUCGACAGUCCGACGCUAUUCGCGACACUUUCUGCUCCUUUGGUCGGCGUUUGCAUCGCGUGUUAUCCGUGACAUGACUUUACACAGCGCUCAGAGUUUUGGCUCUUUCCAUUUGUUGCGACUAAUGUUUGACGACUACGUGCUAUACCUCAUUGAAUACGUCCAGUUGGACGAGCAGAUGAAACAAUUUCUUAAACUCAUACCUAAUAACGAACCGCCAGUUUUCACAGUCUUUUAUUUUAACGACACUGAGAUGAUGUGCAGUCAAGAUACGAGUCCAUCAGCACCGUUAGAAUAUGAGCCUACAGUGAGCAGCAGUACCGGUGACUUCGGACUCACGGAUAACCAAAACCAUGAGAUGAUUGGCUCGCAAUCGAGCAUCAGGUUCAACGACAUAACUCGACAAACUAUCCCUGUUGUGUAUAUAGAGCAUCAGGUUCAACGACAUAACUCGACAAACUAUCCCUGGUAUUCAGCAAACAUGAAUUCUAUGUAUGAGUUUGAUGAGCAACAAACAACCCAUACAUCCAAUGAUGGGCAGCAGUUGUGUACGACAUCCGGCCAGUUGUCUGUCUUAAUACCACAACAGCAACAAGUGGUGAGCGAACAGACCAUUGAUGAGUUAUCCGGCGUUAAUGGACACGAGUUUUAUGAUUGUAUCAAUUAA
Molecule: messenger RNA, 1443 nt
Organism: Oppiella nova
Lineage: Eukaryota; Metazoa; Arthropoda; Arachnida; Sarcoptiformes; Oppiidae
Source: the annotation of a GenBank genome assembly